Molecule: messenger RNA, 9014 nt
Organism: Porites evermanni
Lineage: Eukaryota; Metazoa; Cnidaria; Anthozoa; Scleractinia; Poritidae
Source: the annotation of a GenBank genome assembly
AUGGCUACAGGUACAUCACUAUCAGCGGCAUUUGAAGCGUUACGUGCAACAGAUGAAAAAGCAAAUUUUCAGCGAUUGACACGGCUUCUGAUGCGUGGAGGUCUCGCACUUUUAAAGGAGGUGUUUGACAGUAUCCAUCCCCCACCCAACCUUCCAGCUGCGCUUAGUAACCCUGUAAUAAAGACGCAGCUCCAAACUCUUAGAAGAAACAGAGUCCUUACCCACCCCGAAUGGAACUGCCUUUACAACCCAAGUGGGCCAGGGACGUAUGGAAAAUCGACCGAUUUUGAUAUCAGCUUACUUUGUAAAUUGCUUCGAGCAAUAUGCAGCCUUACUCCUCCUGCUACCGGAUGGGACAUUUUGCCUAACAGCACUGAUCACAGCCUUGAGGCAGACUUAGUUAGAAUUAAAUUUUACCGUAACAAAAUUUAUGGUCACAACCACAGCAUGGAGAUAACAAAUGCCGAUUUUGAGAAGCUUUGGAUGGAAAUUAGUGAGGCACUAUUAAGAAUUGCUAGCAGCAUAAGUAGUGCAAAGAGAGAUGAGUGGAGGAAGUCCAUCGAAAAGUUUUUCCUUGAACCAUUAACACCAGACGCAGAGGAAUGUGUUGAUGAACUUCGAUUAUGGCACAAAAAGGGUAUGGAGACAAAAGACGAGAUCGAAAAGAUGCGUAUUACACAAGAACUGAUUCAAAAGCAACUACAGCAGAUGCAAAUUGAACAAAAACUUAUACAAGAGCAAAUGAAAAGUGAACAAGAACAAAGACACAUGGAAAUUCUAAUUGCCCUGAAAGGUCUUAAGGCAAGUGCGUCAGCUGUCAGUCCAUCCGCACGAAUGGAAGGCGACCAAUUGCCAUUUGAACGUCUGGAGACACGAAUACCUAUACCCCCAGAGCAGUCAUCAGCAGAAGGUCCUGCUGGUCUAUCCACACUAUCGGCACUGCAAGCAAGUCAACAAAACACUCCAGUAGUUCUUGAUUUCUGGUAUGUUGUUUUUUCAUUCAAAAGGCCAUUAGAACUCUUGAUCAGAUACCUGAAAAUAAAGUUUGGAGUUGACGUUCAAAGCUGCAGACUAGGAAGCUUUGUCAUGACAGUGUCCUGCAGUUCUUUAGAAGUUCUUGAGGCAUUGUGGAACGAAUAUCGAACAGGCCGUCUUAACGAAGUGGUUCAAGAUACGCUUGUAACGGGAGAGGUUCUGGAAAAGCUUGAACUCAGUGAGGUAAAACUGAGAACCAUUAUUUCAGAGGAAGACUACUUGUCAUACAAAGAGUUUUUGAAAAACAGAUCAGGUAAUGAUGAGAUAGGUACGCAUUCAUACAGUACUGAAAUAAGCUACAAUAAUCCAACAUUGAGACGCAUUACCUAAUGCGGGCAAAUGUAAAACCUCUAAAACCGACAUUGCUGUUGGUAAUCACGAUUAAAACGAAUAGCUUUGUAAAAAAUAAUCUGUGGUAAUAAGACCCUUAUUUUUCACCUUAACAUGCCGCUGUAAGAGGAAAUGUACGCGUGAUGUCAGGUCCUGAGGGAGACAGUUAGUUACGUUUACCCGAGAGUCCUGAUGUUUCUAUGGACGUGGGCUCCACGGAAAACAAAACUUCAAAAAAAAUUGUUUCAGUAGGGACAUGACAUAAAGUGUUUUCAUGUUAUAUUCGUAGCCUUUCACUUCAACAGUGACAAAGAAUAUAGAACGAAUCAAAACAAAAACAUUAAUUCUGAAAACUGCUUAAUGAUUGAUUCACAAAUUGAGUAUUUUCCAUAUACUAACUGCAUCUUUGUCCUCCACUAUACCUGCUGUGUCUGCUAUAUCACGAGCUGUUGUAUCCCAAGCAAGGUACAAUUGCUGAAUUGCAUGUACGAUCGGGAUACCGAUUUGAAUUUAGUCAAGGCCACAUACCAAAAAUCAACCAAUGGUAGUUUCUGCUUAGUUGAGUGAAGGUCUCGGGAUGUAACCAUCAUAAUUUCAUAAUUCAAGAUCAUGUGUCAAUUACGAUGGAAUUAUGAAGGCACAAUCGCUGAUGCAAAAAACCGUCUUUACUGAGAAGUGUAAGCUUAUAUCAAUUGCAAAGAAUUAACCAGAUUAACGCACACGUCCUUUUCGAUUUUUAUUCGAUAAGUCUGAGCUUACAGACUUUAAAACUUAAUUUUUAACGCCUAAAAAAAAAUCGAGAGAAAAUUGUUUCCAUUUCGCCUUUUUUAUUGUGGUUAUCCCUCGUUUCGAAUUAAAAGCCUCAAAUACAUAAUUACAUAAUCUUGAACAAUUGGCCGCUAGAGCUGCGAAUCUUUUACGUAUCGCAAACAGAUUAACUUAACAGGUCUGACAAUAGUAGCGGGACAAAAUUCCAACUUCACGCGUUUCUACAUCACAAAAAAAAAACAUAGGCGAUUACGAAGAGGAAUUUCGAGAUAUCUUGAAUUUCUUCAGAAGAGGUAUAAAUCAUGCAUGAACUGAAGACUGGACUUUAUCAAUAUGCAGACAAAUUUGCGACUUUUAGGAUGUUUCCGGAAAGAUUUCACCACUCAUCCGUUUUGCAAAUUACCCUUAUACAUUCCAAAAUGAGCUAAACCAAGAGAGGAUAAAGGUUUAUCCUCUCUUGGCUAAACGGCAGUUGCCUUGCGCGUUUUCGAAAAGAUGUGAAUCGGGGUAAAACGCAAUGCUGAGCUCGUUUUGUAAUUUAUACGGCUACUUUCACGAAAACAGCGAUUAAACUAAAAUUUUAGUGAUGCAAUUGAUCAGUGUACUAUAAAAUGCCCGAUUUUCGUGUCCAUUGAAACAUUUUGAGUUGUAGGCGCACAAUUGAGUAAAUAUUGAACUGAAUUGCUUAUAUAACUAACAGGCUAGUGUCAAUUUGCGCAAGAUCUAAUGUGACACUUGCAUUGACAUUGGCUUACAUGGAUCGUAGUGGACCUACGGGCAGGCGGGCGUACAGUGACGUCCUAACCAAAUUUUCUCGGAUAGAUAGAGCACCACAUUUUCUUUGCAAUGGGCGCGCGUGGAACUUCGCCAUGAACAUUCACACAAAGACGUAAUCUAGACGUAAAUUACACAAUGAAUUGGUUUCAUCUAUUCGUUUUUUGUGACACAAAGAAGUUACUUAAGUUAUACAAAAAUACCCCCCACAAUAAACACUUCGCUUCUGGAGAGAGGGGGGGGGGAGGGGGCAAGGAUUUUGUGGCACUAUUGACAGCCCUCUCGAAAUUCGCGCGAAAAACCGUUCUAAAAAUAAACUGGUCCGUAAAAACAACGUGACACGAGCGCAUGGAAUUUGCUUGCUCCGGGUUAUGGGCUCUCGGGUAGUGUUAACACUGCACUAUAAUGGCAUUACGGACAAAUGUCCUGUUUGUCAUCUGUUACUAAUUAUAUUGAAGAGCAAAUUUGAGUCCAAGUUUAAGUAAAGGUAGAAAUUGCGUUUUUUCAUCUUUGUUAGGUAAAGGGGAAGAAAAGGCACUUCCCGAAGUUCAAGAAAGUCCUGCCACAGAUCUUGCCGCAGGUAGGAUAUAAAAAAUUUUUUGACAAAAAAAAAUUGUAUUUCAUUUGGUGCAUGCUGUCCUCUUAUUGAUAAAGCUUGAACAUGGGCUCCUGGCUCGAAAGUGAACGGAAAAGAGGGCAUACGGAAGCGAUUUAGCGCAAAGGAGGGAGGAGGGUCGGCAGAAAGCCUUGUUUCAAACCGAGAUAUUCGGCAAAUGGAUUCAGUAACUACAGUACUUUCAUUGCCUUGAAUGAUGAGGAUCUCAUCGUAAAACUGUUUGAAGAUUGUUCCAUAAGUAAGCACCACUGUAACUAAAGCUACGCUCAAGGUAGUCAGUUCUUGGUUUCGGGAGUAACAAUUUACCUUUGGCGUCACGAAGUUCGUAAUUCGAGAUUCUCGGAGCAAACAAAUUCCAGAAAUAGGCCGGGGCAAGAUUAUUAGUACACUUAAUCAAGUAAGCCUUAAUUGCUUAGCGUUUCUAAUCGAUAAGUUGUCUCAACCAAGCAAGUCAAGAAGUUGUCUGGAACUAGUGUCACAGCUUGAUAUAGUGAUAACUCUGACAGCGCGAUGUUGUAGUUUAUGAAGUUUAUCACUUUUUAGAUGUUGCGACAAGCCAUUCCAGGCAGCACUACAGUAAUCGAAGUGUGGUUCAAUGAGACCUUGGUAUAUUAAAACUGCAGUGUGCACGGAAACAAAUAGCCUGAUUCGCUUAAGCGCACCUAUGCUUGAGGAGCCUUUUUUGUUUGAGAUGUCAUGUACGUGAACCUUCCAAGAUAGAUCGUCAAUAUUAAGCCCAAGAGAUUUGCUAUGAGUUGUUUGGUUUACUUGAACGCUAUCUAUAUCAUUGUUAUUGUGUCGUCAUUUAAAGAUAGUAGUUUCUGCCUCGAGCUAAUAAUCAUUAACUCUGUUUUGGCGACUUUGAGACUUAAUUUGUUAGCUUUAAGCCAGAGAUCAAUGUUUCAAUUCAGUCUUGAUUUGUAAUUCGAGAUCAGGUAUGCUAGGUACAGACAAGCUAACGUUAGUGUUCUCAAUGUAAAUUCUAGGAGAACCAGUAUUCAAACAGUUUGGAAGGUCAUUUAUGUAGAUCAAAAAGAGAAGGGGGCCUAUUACAGAUCCUUGAGGUAGGCCACAGUUAAAAGGGCUCUCACAAGAUAGGCAGUUACCUAAAAUGCAUAGCUAUGCAUCUUUGCAUACAGGUUUGUUACAUAAGAUUUGCACCAUUUCAAGGCAUCUUGGCCAACGACGUAUUUAGUUUUUUUUUUCAGAAUAAUCUCAUGGUUAAUACUGUCCAAGACCUUCUUCAAAUCAAUGAAGAUUACGCCAUCAAGAAGACCUAUGUCAAUAUUGACGUACCAGUUAUCAUUUGUCUCUCAUAAAGCUGUAAGAGUAUUAUGUAGCGAGAGAAAACCAGACUGACAGUUGUUUAAAAAACCAUUUUCGUUCAGGUAGUGGUAAAGUUGGUUAUAGACAAUUUUUUCAAAACUUUUGGCUACGGCAGGGACAAUAUAUAUUGGCCGGUAGUUGUUUAGGUCUGACUUGGAGCCAUUCUUAAAAAUAGGUGACACUUAAGCUAGUUUCCAGUCAAAGGGGAAAAUAGUAGUCAGAAUGAAUUGAGUAAAAACGCCUGUUAAAGAGGGCGCAACCACUUCGGCUGCAAUGUUUAGUAGUUUGCCAGCAUCGAUAGCUUUAAGUAAUUUGAUGACUUUUUGAACAUUGAUCCGUUGGGAAGAAAAUACUCCGUUGACAGGAUUUGCAUAGGAAAGGGGAUCAGUGUCUACAAUGGGAAUUCCUCGAGCUAGCGAUUGGCCAAAAUUUGUAAAAUGGUUAUUAAAUGCUUCAGCUAUAUCACCAGGUGAGGUAAAAAUUUCAUUUCCUAUUUUGAUUUGGGACAAUCUAGUUGAUUUUUUUGUCGAUACUGAAGCUCUUUAAUUAACCGCCAAGGUUUACGAGAUGUCUAAGCAUGUUGGUUUUCUUGUGCAGUGCGUUUCUUGGAACUUAUUUGGUUUCAACCUUUAGCCUCGCUUUCAUGUUAAAUUCAUUUUCACUGUUAACGACUGUUAAAAUACAGCUACAACUGUACAUUUAUACCACAAUUUGAGACCACAAACUAUCUAGCGAAAACGAGGGUGCUUUAAUCUAUCAAAAUUUAUCGUCAAAACUUUUCUGUCUCCUGGGUUGCACAAAACGUCCCUCGCUCCCGGACUAUAUUUCUUGUUUUUGUUUUUGUUUUUUAAUUUCAGUUUAUCUCUUAGGUUUCGCACAGGAAUAAAAUCUUGUUUACACGUGUCUGACCACUAUCUUACCUCGUCAAACUCUUCUACGCAUCCAACAUGGCGUCUUUCACUUGGUUCGCUGAAUACUCGAGUACCUUGUUUAUGUCACAUAUUCUCUCGUACGCUAAACGCAAAUUCUCCGCUCCUUCAGCGUUUAGUUUUUCCGCAAUUUCUCCAACGUUGUACGUUGCCCUUUUUAAUUGCUUCUUGUAAUUUUCUUUAGCAAACUCCACCAUGCUUCGCAGUCAGAAGUAUUUUCUUGAGUCUUCAGACAUUCCAUGUUUGUGCCCCACAAAGUUCGCUUAACAAGCAGUCCUGGCAGGGUCGCCACUUUUAGUGUGGAAAAAGAAAUCCAGUGCACACCAAAUAAAUGACAAAAUCUCAACAAGUUUAAUGUCCACAAUCCUAUCUACGAGUGCAAGUAAGGAGUAGUAGAAAGCCGAAAAACAACAGAGUCAAAAGUGCUCCCGAUACUUAUUUAUUCCUAGCCAAUCAAAACGAGGCUACAACAAUAAAACACCUUAAAUAGCAGUCACGAAUGUUUUCAACGUUCUUAACAAUACACCUCUAACGCAACGAAGCCCAAGUAUACGCUUCAACAGUAGAGACCUUACGAUUCAGGUUUUUCGGCAUUUGCAGCGAUUUGCGUCCAGAAAUCACGUAACCAGUGCCUUGUCGUCAAAAUUUCGGUUUGAGGUUCACGUUUGUACGGCUAGACCGCGCUUCAGAGGUAAGUGAUUUACCACAAGGUGUUUUGCACCCUAAAACAUCACAAUCCCACGUUUGGGAAAAAAUACCAACUUUAAGAGCUCUUGCUUAUUGAUUAUCGAAUUCUAUUUUUUAAAAGACGGCGGUAAUUUUGAAGACAAUUUCUCAGCCAAAAUAGAAAUAAGUGGAUGAAUGAAAACAAAUAUGGCAGCCGCGAGCUACCACCCGCGAAUCUCAAAUCCCAAAUAUGGGCAGACGAGUAACGUGAAACCAUUAACCGCAAACCACAGUUUGUUGUUUGCAGUAAAAUGGCUAAACCUCGAUCUUAAGUUCUCUAGUUCAUUCUUGCCUCUUCUUCGACACUCUUCCCGUUCCUGGCCUUAUCACCUCUCUCUGUCAAACGAAUUCCCCUAGUGUACAUUUACUACUGAUCCAACUAAUUGUAUGGCACUAACAAAGAUACACCAACUAAUGAAUAUAAAUUGUCUCAACGAUAAAAUGAAACCACAACAUAUUUAUACCUUUUUUUCAGGAGAGCUGGAAUACCAAAGCCAGCAGAGAGAAAAGAAAGCCAUAGAGUAUCAUGAGCGACAAGUCAAAAUUUCGAAAGAAGUGGGAGACAGGGCAAGAAAAGGAAAUGCGUACAGUAGUCUUGGCUACGCCUAUUACAGUGCUAGAGAUUUCAAGAAAGCCAUUGAGUACCAUGAACGACACCUCAAAAUUACUAAAGAAGUGGGAGACAGGGCAGGAGAAGCAAGAGCGUACAGAAAUCUUGGCUCCGCCUAUUACAGUAUUGGAGAUUUCCAGAAAGCCAUUGAGUACCAUGAACGACACCUCAAAAUUACGAAAGAAGUGGGAGACAGGGCAGGAGAAGGAAGAGCGUAUGGUAGUCUUGGCAAUGCCUAUCAGAGUCUUGGAGAUUUCCAGAAAGCCAUAGAGUACCAUGAACGAGAAGUCAGAAUUUCAAAAGAAGUGGGAGACACGGCAGAAGAAGGAAGAGCGUAUGGUAGUCUUGGCAUCGCCUAUAGCAAUCUUGGAGAUUUCCAGAAAGCCAUAGAGUACCAUGAACAACACCUCAAAAUUACGAAAGAAGUGGGAGACAGGCCAGGAGAAGGAAGAGCGUAUGGUAGUCUUGGCAACGCCUAUCACAGUCUUGGAGAUUUCCAGAAAGCUAUAGAGUACCAUGAACGAGACCUCAAAAUUUCAAAAGAAGUGGGAGACACGGCAGAAGAAGGAAGAGCGUAUCUUAGUCUUGGCAUCGCCUAUCAAAGUCUCGAAGAUUUCCAGAAAGCUAUAGAGUACCAUGAACGAUACCUCAAAAUUUCAAAAGAGGUGGGAGACAGGGCAGAAGAAGGGAGAGCGGGAGAUUUCCUAAAGGCAUAGACUACCAUGAACGACACCUUAAAAUUUCGAAGAAAGGGAGACACAUACCGGUUGAUCAGUCCACAUGAAGUGUAACAGUCGUGAUAAAUUAACACAUCUAUCAUACGUCUAUUAUAUAAGAAUUGGGAGAAGAGGCUUGAAAGUUCCAGAAAGCCAUUGAGUACCAUGAACGACACCUCAAAAUUACGAAAGAAGUGGGAGACAGGGCAGGAGAAGGAAGAACGUAUGGUAGUCUUGGCAAUGCCUAUCAGAGUCUUGGAGAUUUCCAGAAAGCCAUUGAGUACCAUGAACGAGACCUCAAAAUUUCAAAAGAAGUGGGAGACACGGCAGAAGAAGGAAGAGCGUAUGAAAGUCUUGGCAUCGCCUAUCAAAGUCUUAAAGAUUUCAAGAAAGCCAUUGAGUACCAUGAACGACAUCUCAAAAUUACGAAAGAAGUGGGAGACAGGCCAGGAGAAGGAAGAGCGUGUGGUAGUCUUGGCAACGCCUAUCAAAGUCUUAAAGAUUUCCAGAAAGCCAUUGAGUACCAUGAACGACAUCUCAAAAUUACGAAAGAAGUGGGAGACAGGCCAGGAGAAGGAAGAGCGUGUGGUAGUCUUGGCAACGCCUAUGACAGUCUUGGAGAUUUCCGGAAAGCCAUAGAGUACCAUGAACGACACCUCAAAAUUACGAAAGAAGUGGGAGACAGGCCAGGAGAAGGAAGAGCGUGUGGUAGUCUUGGCAUCGCCUAUCAAAGUCUUAAAGAUUUCCAGAAAGCCAUUGAGUACCAUGAACGACACCUCAAAAUUACGAAAGAAGUGGGAGACAGGCCAGGAGAAGGAAGAGCGUGUGGUAGUCUUGGCAACGCCUAUGACAGUCUUGGAGAUUUCCGGAAAGCCAUAGAGUACCAUGAACGAUACCUUAAAAUUACGAAAGAAGUGGGAGACAGGGCAGGAGAAGGAAGAGCGUAUGGUAGUCUUGGCAACGCCUAUUACAGUAUUGGAGAUUUCCAGAAAGCCAUUGAGUACCAUGAACGACACCUCAAAAUUACGAAAGAAGUGGGAGACAGGGCAGGAGAAGGAAGAGCGUAUGGUAGUCUUGGCAACGCCUAUCACCGUCUUGGAGAUUUCCAGGAAGCCAUAGAGUACCAUGAACGAUACCUCAAAAUUUCAAAAGAAGUGGGAGACAGGGCAGAAGAAGGAAGAGCU